AUGGGUCUCAAUACAAGGAAGAGGGACAGGGUGGUUGCUAUCGGUGCGGCGAAGAAUUGUAUCACGAUUGGGGCCAGUGAAAGCACCCGACAGACUGCAUCUACUUAUCAUGAUGCGUGGCCUCUCAACUAUCCCCAGCCUCCGAUCCGGAAUGACAGCAUCAGCGGUAAUCUCGAUGAUCAGGGCGAACGAGAACCGAGUGCUGCACUCGUCAAGGCACUCUUGAUCAACGGUACAGCUGAGCUCAUUGGCCAAUACAAUCCUCCCAAGUCAGGCCCAUCACCGAAUCCUAAUUCCGGCUGGGAUCGUGCCGACUUGGCCCACUCGGUGAUAUUCAUGAAUCAGCAGAAUGCCGGUUACGCCCAGGUAAAUCAGGAGGAACGACAUGGCAAUACGGGACUUAGCCAAGGGUUCGACCGUGUUAACAAUUUUGAGCAAGUGUACUGGCUUAAUGUCCAUUCAGGAGAGGCCAAGGUGAGGGUUCAAGCUGAUCGUAUCACCAAAUAUGCUCAGAAAUAUGCCUGUGUCUGGCGUGUCAUAACCCUUCUGGAAAGUCCAAGCAUGCCAAGAGAAGCUCUACUCAAGAUGUGGGCAGAGAGGGCACAGCUCAAGAAUACGGCGAAAGAGUACGUCAAUAGGUUCUCCUUCUACACCGACAAGGUCAAAGACAGCAUCGCCCAGUUCAAGUACGACAACAGGCAUAACAAGGCAGCCAUCAACUGGGAUGAGAAGUUAGCAAAGGAGAUCGAGAAUCUGAAGAAUUCACUCGAUCACCAGUGUCUCCAAGACUUCCGCCUAGAGUGGCAGCGGCAGACGUACGGUCUCGACAUGGACGAGAAGACUGAACGUCUCGUCCAGCCGAGAGUGGACGAGAUGGACGCCAAAUUUGUUGAAUACAUGAAUAAGACGGUGGAUGGGUUGAAGAAGAAACGAAAGGAGGGGUUUUCGGGGGAAUGGGAUCUUACCGAUUGGCAAUAUGAGUAUCAGCGCUAUAUGGAUGAUCUGGUUGAGUAUGUUGCAGACAUGAACGACGAUAUCAACGACGACCACUCUGGAUCUGAGUCUGAGUGA
Molecule: messenger RNA, 1071 nt
Organism: Aspergillus wentii DTO 134E9
Lineage: Eukaryota; Fungi; Ascomycota; Eurotiomycetes; Eurotiales; Aspergillaceae
Exons: 6
Coding region: 1-1071 (356 amino acids)
Source: RefSeq, a predicted model, not a curated record